Plutella xylostella (diamondback moth) is the source of this 2876-nucleotide messenger RNA. RefSeq names its product ETS variant transcription factor anterior open (gene aop). The record is from RefSeq and is a predicted model, not a curated record. Gene Ontology annotation, molecular function: DNA-binding transcription factor activity, RNA polymerase II-specific; sequence-specific DNA binding. Gene Ontology annotation, biological process: regulation of transcription by RNA polymerase II; cell differentiation. Lineage: Eukaryota; Metazoa; Arthropoda; Insecta; Lepidoptera; Plutellidae. Gene Ontology annotation, cellular component: nucleus.
CUGAACACUCGUUCGAGACGCUCGUUCUCGAGCUAGUUCCCUCAGAUACGCUGCUGGUUUACGGCGAGCCGUAACACGACACGUUUGGAGGGACCGCCGUUUGACCGCGUGUAACCCGUGCUCAGUGAACACUGGAUUUUGUGCUACUAGUGCUUGUGACUAUGAUGUGCUGAUUAGACUGGUGUAAGAAACUCUUGGGAUUUAGCCGGCGCUGCCAGUUCCGGACCAGCUCAGCCGACAAUCGUGAUGAAAGUAGUAAGUCUUCAACUCCCUUCUGGGCCCAGCAUGGAGCGGUUGCCGCUGCCAUUUAGCCCCACGGAGCUGCUGUGGCGCUACCCGCUGCCGUGGGCGCCGCCGCCGCCCUCGCCCCUCGGCGACUCCAAGGCACAACUGCCGGCCGGCCUCCCCGCCGAGCCCAGGCUAUGGAGCAGGGAAGAUGUCGCCAUAUUCCUCAAGUGGUGCGAAAGGGAAUUCGACCUGCCCAACUUCGACAUGGAUCUUUUCCAAAUGAAUGGUAAGGCAUUGUGCCUGCUAACCAAAACAGACUUGGGUGAGCGUUGCCCGGGCGCGGGAGAUGUUCUUCACAACGUUAUUCAAAUGUUGGUGCGUGACGCAGCCAUCCUGGGCCGCAUGCCCUCGUCGCCCGUGACGCCGACGGCCCGCGCCGCGCCCUACCCGCCCUCGCCGCACUCACACCCGCCCACCCCCACGUGGGCCGUCGACGGCUUCCACCACUUCCACAGCGCCGCCGCCGCCGCCGCGCAACCCAACUCCGUCACCUUGAGCCCGGCACCCUCAGUCGACAGCUCCGGAAGCCCACAGAGGGGCGACACCAACGGCUACGCGUCAGUCUACGCUCAAGCUAGUCAGCCACCUACACAGAACAGCUCCGGAAGCAAUCACUCGGAUUCCGAUGAAGACAACCAUCUGCAACCACCCUCACCGAAAGAUGCGCCACUCUCGAGUCCGGCGCCGAUGACCCACGCGUCUCAGCAGUCAUCACACUAUCGUGUUCAGCAUAGAGAAUUCUUCCCCAACGACAUGCCGGAAUCAAAUACAAAUGGAAGACUUCUGUGGGAUUUCCUACAGCAGCUACUGAACGACCCGGGCCAGCGGUACACGAGCUACAUCGCGUGGAAGAACCGCGACACCGGCGUGUUCAAGAUCGUGGACCCGGCGGGGCUCGCCAAGCUGUGGGGCAUCCAGAAGAACCACCUGUCCAUGAACUACGACAAGAUGUCGCGCGCCCUGCGCUACUACUACCGCGUCAACAUCCUGCGGAAGGUGCAAGGCGAACGACACUGUUACCAGUUCCUAAGAAACCCGACAGAACUGAAGAACAUCAAGAACAUCUCCCUGCUGAGGCAACAAAUGAGCCCGACCCGGGUGCCGCCGCAGCAGCAGGUGGUGGCCAUCAAGACGGAGGUGAAGGUGGAGCACUGCGAGGAGGAGCAGGCGGACGAGGACAUGCCCACGGACCUGAGCAUGGCGGCGGCCGAGCCGUGGCGCAAGCGCGCGCGGGCCGACCACCCCGCGCACCCCGCGCCCGCCCUCGACAAGCACCGCAUCAGCGCACUUAUCGCUGACAACAUGAUGCAGCGGCGCGACCGCGAGACCGACUACUCCAUCGAAAACUACGGCCUCAAUCUCAAAAGUGAAAAGUGUGAACAAUGAUUCUCGAAUCAAACAAUGAUGGACGCUCAGCUAUGCGCCACCGUGAUGUGAUUGUGAACUGCUCGCUGGAGCAAUCGACUCCUCCCGCUAAUCCUAGUCAAAUAUCUCUCACGAGUUUUCUGUCUUCCUUGUAACUGUAAAACAAUAUUUGUUGAGAUUAUUGCCUACUGUUAAGUUUAUUUUGCUUCUAAAUAUUGUGUUUAGUGAGAGAACUUUGACAGUUUUAUCUGGGUUUCCGGAGUUGAGAACAGGGUAUGGACCUAAAAUUAUUAAAACUGUUGCCUUUGUGCCAAGUGAUUAAAUGCUUGAUAGUGUCAAAUUCCUUUACGAGUAGUUAGAUAAAAGGACAAGUUUAUAUGUGUUGAUUUAUAGAGACUGUUUUAAUAUUUCGUGCAAUGGAUCGCCACUGCGUUUGGACAACCAGUCGCGAGUACAUUGUUGCCAGAAGUCAUUGACGUUACUGUAGCUUAUUUGAUAAUGAGUGCGUCCUCGUGAAUAGAUGCAUUUUAUGUAAUUUAAUUUAGUUUACGAUCAUUUUUGUUUAUAGAUUGCUGAAAAGAAGACCUGCAAAAAUUAUAAUCACCUAAGUCAACUAGAAAUUUGAUAAUUAUGUUUAUAAUACCAAUAUUGUCUUCCAUUGAUUCUUUUUGGCAAUGUUUUCCAAUUGUAGCAUGAAAUCUAUUAAGUUUUCGCAAAGCCACAAUUUUCGGCAGCUUGAGGUUUAAGGGUAAUAAGAAACUGGUUUGUGGUAAUAAUGCAAAGGUAUCUUGAGACAAUAACAAAUAUCAAACACUUGACAAAAUCAUCCACUGUGAUAAAAAUGUAAAGUGGUAGACUAAUAGAGAGUAUGCUAGGGUUUUUACACAAGAUUUCCAGCUACAAUUUUCUGUGAUCUCUCUUAUCGUUAUAGAUAAAUUACAUAAAGAAUAAAAGUAUCAUGUUGUAAAUAUAGUUAAGAUAGGUAGUAAUAAGCAACUGACUGUAAAGAGAGUGUAUUUGAUUUGUAAAACAAAAUGUGAGCUUUAUUGAACCUAGUAUGAUAAGUACUAAGAGCUGAGUUUGUAUUUUUACAGUUAUUUCUAUUUUGGCGUAUGAAAACCAUAUUUCCAAUUUGUUAAAUACAAAUAAAAAUGGUUUUUCAUAUAAAAAGAUUGUGUCGGAUCUAUUAUAACCUAAAAAUAAAGAAGAGAAUGUUAUGUAAA